Messenger RNA from Olea europaea var. sylvestris, 1305 nucleotides. Its product is annotated as zinc finger MYM-type protein 1-like. The transcript has 5 exons. The coding region runs from base 1 to 1305 and encodes 434 amino acids. Gene Ontology annotation, molecular function: protein dimerization activity. The record is from RefSeq and is a predicted model, not a curated record. Lineage: Eukaryota; Viridiplantae; Streptophyta; Magnoliopsida; Lamiales; Oleaceae.
AUGCAUGAAGCAAGUUGUGACCACAUCAAUAACAUGAAUAAAUGGAUAGAAAUGGAAUUAAGAUUUGAAAAGAGUAAAACAAUUGACAAAAGUGUGCAAGAACAAAUCAAUAGAGAUAGAGAACAUUGGAGACAAGUAUUAUUGAGAAUAAUAUUUGUGGUGAAAACUCUUGCUGAGAAUAAUUUAGAAUUUCGUGGGGACAAUGAGAAGAUAUAUCAAGAAAAUAAUGAUACAAGUCACGAAGAACAAAUGUCAAUGAUAUUGAGGUGUGUAGAUAUUUCGACAAGUCCAUUGAAGGUUGAAGAAUUCUUUUUAGGGUUUUUAUUAGUGGAUAAUACAUCAGGUAAGGGGCUUUUUGAGGAAUUGGUGGCUACUUUGAAUAAUCUAGAACUUGAUAUUGAUAAUGUAAGGGGUCAAGGCUAUGAUAAUGGUGCUAACAUGAAAGGACAACAUAAAGGAGUUCAAAGUAGACUAUUACAACUAAAUCCUAGAGCAUUUUACAUUCCUUGUGGAUGUCAUGGUCUUAAUCUUGCACUUUGUGAUAUGGCCACUUGUUGUUCAAAGGCUAAAUCUUUCUUUGGGGUGGUGCAACGUAUAUAUACUUUAUUUUCUUCAUCUACUAAACGAUGGAAAGUUUUCAAAGAGAAUGUAAUUGGUCUUACCCUUAAGCCUUUGUCACAAGCUCGUUGGGAAAGCCAUAUUGAAAGUGUUAGAGCGAUAAGAUUUCAAGCUCCGCAGAUAAAAAAAGCGUUACUUCAAUUAGCAAAUGUUGAUGAUCCUAAGACAAAAAGUGAGGUGGAAGUAAGCAAACAAUUGCAAGCAGAAGACAUGCAUAUUGAUGUUGCUAUAGACCAUUUAAAAGGCCUCAGUUCAUUUUUCAAAAGUUAUAGAGAAUUUGGUUUUGAAUCGGCCAUGGUUGAUGUUAAAGAGAUUGCAAUUGAUCAAGCUCUAUCAUCGCUUCAGAAUAGAUUUGAGCGAUUUCAGAAAUAUGAUGAUAUUUUUGAAUUUUUGCUUAAUUUGAAAAGACUUAAAUCUAUUGAUGAUGAUGUUUUGAAGUGGAAGCAAUAUCUAAUAACUGCAAAAAAUUUGGGAGCAAUUGAUGUAUUGGAUUACAUUAAGAAAAUGAACUGUUGUUAUGCAAAUGUCUGGAUUGCUUAUAGAGUAUUAUUGACUAUUCCUGUCACAGUUGCCUCUGCCGAAAGAAGUCUUUCAGAGUUGAAGUUGAUUAAGUCUUAUCUUCGAUUAUCCAUGUCACAAGAGCGAUUAAAUGGAUUAGCUUUGAUUUCUAUUAAAAAAAUAUGUUAG